Pocillopora meandrina is the source of this 915-nucleotide messenger RNA. The record is from the annotation of a GenBank genome assembly. NCBI's taxonomy places the organism in Eukaryota, Metazoa, Cnidaria, Anthozoa, Scleractinia, Pocilloporidae.
AUGGCUGUUAAUGCUCUCCCCAAUCGUUACAUUUUGUCCGAAAUGAUAUUUAUUGGAUUCUUUGUUAUGUCUGGGUUGAGAGUAAAUUUGAAUGUCGCUAUUGGUGCGAUGGUCAAUAAUCACACGGAUAAGUGAAGAUAGCAGCUUAGAGAAAACUCAUCCAUGUAACACUUAAAUCAAAUUGUGCCAGAUAAAAAUCCUUAUAGUAAAAACACCAAGAGAAGCUCAUUAUAUUGGAAAGGGGUAAAUUUCUAAAAAGAUAUAUAUCGUUGGUUAACGAAAGUGAAGCGCAGUGAAACCUUACACUCAGUUAAUUAUCUGACCACUUUUCCAUCCACUUAUUUUUCAUUUCAUUGUUGCUAGCGAUCACCGCUUGCAGCCGAUCAUGGAUAAUUUUAACACUAUUGGUUUGUCUCUACUUUAUGAUUCCAUCCUUCCGUAAGCGACCACUUCACAUGAGCCGACCUCAGUACAGGUGCCCCUCGGGUUACAGGACGCUUUUUUUGGUCGGUGGUAAGCUAAGAUAUGCCUUGUAGUGGGCUUAACUAAGUGUAUUACGGAUUAAUACUGUACUGACUGUAGGAUUCGCUCCUUAUUAAGAAUAUUACAAGUUGUGAAAUAAAGUAGUCGAUUCUGUGGGAUUUUAAUCUUCUUUCUGUCGUUUGAUUAAGCCGCAACAGAUGAUAGCUUCAUUCGUUUUCGUUAGGUGUAAUUCUAGGAGCAUUUUAUCACGGUUACAUGGUGUUCCAAAUCCCAGGGGGAUGGUUAGCAUUACGAGUGGGUGGAGCUCUUCUGUUCGGAGCUGCUGUCAUGAUCGCCUUAUUGUUUACUAUGUUAACUCCCAUGGCAACGCGCUGGAACUCUAUCGCAUUGAUUGUAUUAAGGUUAUUAGAGGGCCUCGUGUUGGUGAGUUAA